Messenger RNA from Choloepus didactylus (southern two-toed sloth), 6982 nucleotides. RefSeq names its product TBL1X receptor 1 (gene TBL1XR1). Gene Ontology annotation, cellular component: histone deacetylase complex. The record is from RefSeq and is a predicted model, not a curated record. Gene Ontology annotation, biological process: regulation of transcription by RNA polymerase II. Lineage: Eukaryota; Metazoa; Chordata; Mammalia; Pilosa; Megalonychidae. The transcript is spliced from 22 exons. The coding region runs from base 669 to 2213 and encodes 514 amino acids. Gene Ontology annotation, molecular function: transcription corepressor activity; protein binding.
UACAGACGUAAAGCCACUGAGUCUCUGGAUCCCGUGCUCUGGAUUAAAUUUUAAAAAUCGCUUAUUACAGAUAAAACACCUUUCCAGCAUCAGCAACAGCAGCUUGUGAGUGGUGGUAUCGGAUAUUCAAUUGCACAUCCCCACAUCAAUGCACUGCCAAUGAAAGCAGUGAUUAAAGCACUGAAGAACUUGGCUAAUGCAAAGAUCUGGGGAGACUGGAGUGAUACUUUGAAGGUUCCUAAAAUUAGAUCAUGGGACUGCAUUACAAAGCUAAGUAUUGCAUCUUUUUUUACAAAAUAAAGAUUGUAGCAACCUUGCAUUGAGCAUGUCUAUCAGCAUCAUUUUUCCCAAAGCACAUGCCUCUGUGUCACAUUUCAAUUAAGAUGCAAAAAAGAAGCACAUGGCAAAUUUCAGCACCCAGUCAUAAAAAUUCAUAGCAAAUGAAGAAUAGAACUUUCUCAAUCUGUUAAAAGGUGAUAGGAGCAGACUUAGGAGACCCGGAGGCUGACCAUACAGGUGAUAGGCACUGUGGAAAGGAAGAUAUGACUGCAAGAAGAGUGUUUGGAAAAAGAGAACUGAGAUGCAAGAUAUUGGAAUUGAGAUGGUGAUUAAUACGGGAACAGGGUUAUAUCCUGUGUUGUGACCUCAUGGUUUAAGUGGGAAUAAAGAUGAGUAUAAGCAGUGAUGAGGUCAACUUCUUGGUAUAUAGAUACUUGCAAGAGUCAGGAUUUUCUCAUUCAGCGUUUACCUUUGGUAUAGAAAGCCAUAUCAGUCAGUCAAAUAUAAAUGGUGCCCUCGUCCCACCUGCUGCAUUGAUUUCUAUCAUCCAGAAAGGUCUACAGUAUGUAGAAGCAGAAGUUAGUAUUAAUGAGGAUGGUACCUUGUUUGAUGGCCGACCAAUAGAAUCCCUGUCACUGAUAGAUGCCGUAAUGCCUGAUGUAGUACAAACAAGACAACAAGCUUAUAGAGAUAAACUUGCACAGCAACAGGCAGCAGCUGCUGCAGCUGCCGCAGCUGCAACAACCCAACAAGGAUCUGCAAAAAAUGGAGAAAACACAGCAAAUGGGGAGGAGAAUGGAGCACAUACUAUAGCAAAUAAUCAUACUGAUAUGAUGGAAGUGGAUGGGGAUGUUGAAAUCCCUCCUAAUAAAGCAGUGGUGUUACGGGGCCAUGAAUCUGAAGUUUUUAUCUGUGCCUGGAACCCUGUUAGUGAUCUCCUGGCAUCGGGGUCUGGAGAUUCAACAGCACGAAUAUGGAAUCUUAGUGAAAAUAGCACUAGUGGCUCCACACAGUUAGUACUUAGACAUUGUAUACGAGAAGGAGGGCAAGAUGUUCCAAGCAACAAGGAUGUAACAUCUCUAGAUUGGAAUAGUGAAGGUACACUUCUAGCAACUGGUUCAUAUGAUGGAUUUGCCAGAAUAUGGACUAAAGAUGGUAACCUUGCUAGCACCUUGGGGCAGCAUAAAGGCCCUAUAUUUGCAUUAAAAUGGAAUAAGAAAGGAAAUUUCAUCCUAAGUGCUGGAGUAGACAAGACUACGAUUAUUUGGGAUGCACAUACUGGUGAAGCAAAGCAACAGUUUCCUUUUCAUUCAGCACCAGCUUUGGAUGUUGAUUGGCAGAGCAACAACACCUUUGCUUCUUGUAGUACAGAUAUGUGCAUUCAUGUCUGUAAAUUAGGACAAGACAGACCUAUUAAAACAUUCCAGGGACACACGAAUGAAGUAAAUGCUAUCAAAUGGGACCCAACUGGCAAUCUCCUGGCCUCCUGCUCUGACGACAUGACUUUGAAGAUAUGGAGUAUGAAACAAGACAACUGUGUCCAUGAUUUGCAAGCACAUAAUAAAGAAAUUUAUACUAUCAAAUGGAGUCCAACAGGACCAGGAACAAAUAAUCCAAAUGCCAGCCUUAUGUUAGCAAGUGCAUCCUUCGAUUCUACUGUUAGAUUGUGGGAUGUAGACCGAGGGAUUUGCAUCCACACUCUGACAAAACACCAAGAGCCUGUGUACAGUGUAGCUUUCAGUCCUGAUGGGAGGUAUCUGGCAAGUGGUUCUUUUGACAAAUGUGUGCACAUCUGGAACACACAGACAGGUGCUCUAGUUCACAGCUAUAGGGGAACAGGUGGAAUUUUUGAAGUUUGCUGGAAUGCAGCAGGAGAUAAAGUUGGAGCCAGUGCAUCAGAUGGUUCAGUUUGUGUAUUAGACCUUCGGAAAUAGCGCUACUAGUUGGAAGCCAUGGACCGACUAUGAAUGUGUACAUAGCCAAAAUGACUGUCCCUGACCCACGUACUGCUAUAGUCCCACUUGAACCAUGGCCAGUCCACUACAGCCAAAUCUAAAAGAAAUAUAUACAUACAGUGUAUAUAAACAAAAUUGCACCCUGAAGAUGACAGAGUUUUGUCACAGCUUGUGAAUUCUGUUCACCAAGUGCUGGAAUCUAAUCUGCUGUGCCCCCAAAAUAGCAUUUAGAAGUUUUUGGAUAUGAAAAGCAGAAGAAAAAAAGAAAGAAAUAUACCUUAUAAAAGCAGACCAUACAUGUACCAGGUUUUGGAUACUAAUGACAGCCUUGUUUCUCCCCUUUGAAUCAGCAGACACCAUGGAUUAUAUUCUUUUUUCCCUUCAGUAGUCAAGCAGUUUGUACAGAGAAAAUGGACUUAACAAAAAACUUGCAGCAGUAGUUUGUUCUUGCUUUUAAACUUUGUUUUUGGUUUAGUUUAUGGAUGCAUGAAGCAAAGGAGUGAAUCAGUUUCUUGUUUAUAUUUUUUUCACCUUUUAAACAAACAAAAAAUUCUUAAAAAUAUUUUAAUGCAUUCUUUUGAAGAGGUAGAUGUUUGGUACAUUUUAUGGCUCCCAGAGCAUAUAUUCAAUUGGUGCAUGUUAUGGGAAGGGGGAAUUGGAAAUGACAUAAAAUUAUAUGUCUUGGGUCAUGUCAGCUUCUAAGACACAUCAGUAAAAGGGUAUUAUGCUCCAGUUUUUUGGUGAUGUGGCUGAAAUGCAAUAGUUUCUUUUCUGGGACAUAUUUCUGCCAAUUAAAGACUAGAGGGCACAAAAUAUUUUGUUCUUUUUUUUAAAUACCGUAGAGAAGAUGCAUAAAAAAAAAAAUCUUCUGAUGUUUUGUCGCCAUAACUAAAUUAUGGUUAAAAUGUGCACUAUUGUGAAAAGGAGCAAAGUUAGGUUUGGGGUUCUUUUUUUUUUUUUUUUUUUUUUUUUUCUUUCUCUCUUUUGUCAUUGUUUGUUUUGCUUUGUUUUUUUAAGAGAUUAAAAUGUUUCUGGAUAAGGAUUAGCUUCUCAAAGUGUCCAUCAUUAUGUGUAGAAGCUUAACUAUAUAAUGUAACCAAACUCCAGUAUUAAAAAUCUCUCGUUAUUUUUCUUUAUACAAAGCAAGAUAAUGGCGUGUGACACUGCCAUUACAUGGUAGAAUGUUUGCUACCUUAGCUUAAAAAACAAUCUUUAGAACAAAAGACUUGCUUCAAAAUGUAUUUAAAUAGCAGUGAUUCAAAAUUUAAAAAAAAAAAAAAAAAAAAGUAUAAUUGCACUAACCUCCCUGCUGCUCUGAUUCUGCAUUUGUGGUACUCGUGACUACAUUUUUUCAAAUAUAUAGAUGGAUAUAAGCUGCUAAUUUUUUUCCCAUUAAUCACUACUAUAUCAUGUCUUUUACUCUGUCUAUAAUAUUAAGUAUUUUCUCAGAAGAUAUUGGUAUCAAAUCAAACCUCCUCUUGUGUUCAUGCAACUAAAAUCUAAAAUACACAGAAUUUACAAAUGAUAGCAUGAGGCCAUGUUUAUAUGUGUGAUUAACAGGGUUUGUCAUGAUAAGCAUAACAAUCCAGGAGUGUCAGUUUUGAAGAGAAUAGUUUUCAAAUUCCUGUCUCAAAGAUUCUAAUUAAGGAAUUUCUUAUUAUUGAGCUUAGCAAAUUUAUAACACUAUUUCUGUUACUAAUUAUUUUUAGGCCUUUACUACUUAAAGUUUAACCUGUGUUCUAAGUUUUAAGUAGGAGCUGAUUUAACCCAAAUAAUACAAUUUUGAUUUUCAGCAUUUGUUGUUUGGCUAUUUUUAUAAAACAGCAUUGAUUGAAGCAAGUCUUCGUUUUACUAAGGUAGGGUAGCAUUUGCUAUUGGUAAAGAGAAUAAACACACUUAAUUUCACAACACAUUGUUAAAUGUACCCCAAUUGUUAGUGGGGUCUACGAUACUGUAAUAAUAAUUUUUCAAAUUUACAUCCAGAGAGGCAGUCAUUCAUGAUGGUUUUGUGCCAGCUGUUUUUAGGGUUUGGAACACAUUAUAAAUAUUUAGAACUAUUACCCUGUGACUUACGUAGGAAACCUAAUAUGCUGAGUAUCUGGCACUUGAAAUCCUGCUUUUGUUGCUGGAGGUCCACAUCUAUGGUUGACCUCUGUUAUUGUUUAAAAAAAUAAAUAAAAAUAAAAAAAUCUGUGCAAUAAUUUUUAAAUGUGCUCCCAGGAAUAGACACAAAUGUUUUGAAUAUGCUUAAGCUGCAUUUUCCUUUAGCGAUGCAUUUGUCAAUUGCACUGAAUUUAAAUCUGAAAGUCAGAGGUGAUUAUUGAUAGUACUUUUUUGUAUUUUGAUAUGGACAGUUUAUUCAUUUGCAUACAGUUAUUGACUUUUUUUUCCCCAGCUGAUUGAGAUAGUCAAGAAAUUCUGCAAUAUAGCUGCCAAAAUUGACAGCUACAUUUUUAUGGUAUUGUCAUCUUUUUCCUUCUUUCUUUUUUUAAUCUUUAACUAUUUUACUUAAGCAUAAUAGCCACAGUAGGACAUAUAAAAGAUUAUAAAUACAGAGCUUUAUUAUCCUGAAGUCUUGGGUCUUUUAAACAUAAACUUAUCUGAAGGGUAUCCAUUUUGUAGGCUUGGGUUCUUUAUGAGCAUACGAUUAUUUAUUUAUUUUUGCUGCUGUUCUCAACAUCAUCAUUGCCUGCUGAUGUGCCACGAUGCUGCUCCGAUAGGCAAAAAUAAAAUUGUCUCUAAUUUGAGCAGUAACAUGAUUGCAAGAGACCAAGUUUCACAGCCUAAGUUCUAUAAUUGAGGUUCUUGCUCAUUUUUUCUUCUAUUUUUUUCUAAGUACUUAUUCCUGAAUACAGUAGCUUUUCCUAUGAUUUUGUUGUAUAAGCUACUCUAAGAAACUUAUAAGAAUAGAAAAGAAAACUUGAAUGAAUGCUAAUUGAAUAAAUAGAAUCAAGUGCAGCUGUCAUUCUUAAACGUUAUAAAGAAAUAUAUUUGCACUUAUUCAUGCCGGAAAUCCCGUACGUUCUUAUAUGUGUUCCAAAUCCCCAUUUCCUAUUGUCGAUCUUAUAUUUGUUCCAGUCCCCAUUUCCUACUGUUCACCAGGUUACCAUCAUUGGAUUUCAAAUGACUUUUAAAAGUGGUAACUUAGUUUCCUAAUAGUCUUAGAAUGUAUCUAAUUCUGCUUUAAUUAUUCCUUAGAAAAGUAUGUUUUAGGAUUAUACACCUUUUACAGAUACUGAAAGUGCCUCCUUUUGUGGUGUAAAAAUCAAAUUAUGGUGCAAAAAGUAAUCAGUAGAUGGAAUUACAUGAAGGUUUUUUUGCUUUUUGACAUAAAAAAGUGUCAAAAGAAAGGCCAAAGAUUUGUACUUUUUCACUUAUAAAGCACUCCUUUUUCCUUAAGCUUUUCUGUCUAAUUAGAUUUAAUGAGAUAGUGGUAUUUUUAAGGCGCUAUCUGUUUAUGCAGAAUGGUUUUGAUGAGAGUAAUUUAAACUAUUGUUGACUACAAGCCUGAAGAGGAGUAUGUGUUUUUGCUAAAGGGAUCACAAAUGACCAUCCUUCCAUGAGCAAAAAUGACAUGGUUUACUAGAUAAGCAGAAUAGAUCUCAAAUACACUGCUAUUGACUCUUUUCAGAAAAAUUUUCAGUUUCUAGUUCAUUGCUACAGAACCUGUGUUUAUUCUUGCAUGCUGAGGAUGGUACUUGCAUAUGGUGAAUUACUGUUGACAGUUUCCACAGAUACCUAUUUUCGGUGGACCAACAUUGUGGCAUGGCAGCAAAUGCCAACUUACUGGGGAACAGCAGCAAAUCUACAAGAGAACCUGUGUUUUGUUUUGUUUCGUUUCCUUUCCUGAAUCAGCAGGGAUGGAACGAGGGUAGGGAAGUUAUGAAUUAUUCCUCCCUCUAGUACUAGUAGCUCUGAAGUGUCACAUUCAAUAUCAAUUUUUUUUUUUAAACAUCACUCUAGUUAAAUGUAGACAAGAGGGAAAAGAAGAGGAAGUGUUCACUUUUUUAAUACACUGAUGUAGAAAUUUAAUGUCUUAUAUCAGUAGUUUGAGGUAUUAAUAGCAUUCUUUAUUUCUGCUUUUAUGUUGACAGUGUUGAAGCAGGGUGAAUAGCUAGGACAUACGUUUUCCUAGUAAACUGUUUCAUGAUUUUUUUUUUUUUUUUAAUUUUCUGGAUAAGUUCAGGAAAACAUUCUGCAUGUUGUAUUUAGUCUGAUGUACUUUUCCAUCUCAUUAAAAACAAAAACACAUAGACUGCAUUUUGUAGCGCUGUAAUCCCUGAAUACAGAAUUAAUUUUCUUCUUUCCUGACUUUGACUUUGUAGCUCUAAUGUUUUCAUUUUGAUUUUUACAAAUCCUUUGGGUCUAAUUCUGUGAGCCUACCUAUAGCACUGGAUUAAAAUGUCUGCAUCAUUUCUUUAGUUAUCCAGUUAACUUUAAAACUGUUGUAAAAGUGUAAACCAGCCCAUGACAGUUUCUUGUACGUUAGAGAACUUCUAUUGUUCAGUUUUCAUGAUUAUUGUGUAAGGAAGACCGAUAUAGAUGCUGUCCUGGACCAUGUUAAUUACACUUAUGAUGUAUUUUGGUUCCACAUCACAAUGAUUUGUUUCCAAUGACCCUUUUAUCCUUCUUAGGCACAUUUUUUUUUGUUGUUGUUGUUGCAGUUUCCCUUUCCAUUGUAUUGCUUUGACAACUGUAAUUUGAAUCAGAUCUGAAAGAGGUCCAGAAUAAAAUAUAUUUUGAUAUUA